Messenger RNA from Arabis nemorensis, 666 nucleotides. The record is from the annotation of a GenBank genome assembly. Lineage: Eukaryota; Viridiplantae; Streptophyta; Magnoliopsida; Brassicales; Brassicaceae.
AUGAAGAUUUAUGCUUGUAAAACAUUCACCUUUAACGAACUAAUUAGUUCUCACCAUCCUCUUUAUUUCGCUGUGUCGCUUAGUUACUCGCCGGAGUAUCUGGUCUCUGAAUCGCCGGAGAACAAGAUCACAUUCAAAGCUUUUUCUGGAGUCUUUCACCGGAAUUUGCUUCGCCACUCGCCGGAGAACAAGCAGCGAUCAACGGAGUAUUCGUGUUACGCAGCAGAGAACAAGCAGCAGUUACCGGAGUAUUCGUAUUCGUUUAUCUAUUUGCAUUCCUCGCCCAAUUCGUUCGCCGGUGAAAUACUUGUUUCUGAAUCGCCGGAGAACAAGAUCGCAUUCAAAUCUUUUCUGGGUCGAGGACAGAGUCUUUCGCCGGAAUUUGCUUCGCCACUCGCCGGAGAACGAAGAUUCACAUCAAAAAAGCUUAAACGAACAGCGAUUAAUGGAGUGAUUGUGUUACUUAGCAGAGUAAAACUUCCCGGCGUGAUAAUCUAUUUCAAUCCUCGCCCAACUAGCUCGCAGCUGACAUAUUUGUCUCGGAAUCGUCUCGCCGGAUUUACAAUUUCUCUGGGUCUCGUCGGAGUUACGCCGCUCGUUAAGUUACAAUCGCGGAAUAUCCAGGUACGUUUCCGGUCUCGGAAUGAGAACAAGAUGAACAUUUAA